UUAAUUAAUAUCAUACGACGGUGGUCAAAGGGCCAAAGGACUCUCUCGUUGCGUGUCGACGCGUCGCCUCCUCUGCGACUCCGCCGCGCUGAGAUCGGAGCACUGUUUCCGCCCCGGAAACCCUAGAUUUCCUCUUUGGGGAGAGAGAGAGAGAGAGGGCGGUGCUAGGGUUUGAUUGCUUCGGCUAGGGUUUGUUUCCCCGAUUGGAUUGGAUUAGUGUUUGGAGAUGGAGAUCCUCAACAAGCUUAAGAACCUCGACGCGUACCCGAAGAUCAACGAGGACUUCUACAGCCGCACGCUCUCCGGGGGCAUCGUCACUAUCGUCUCCGCUCUCGUCAUGCUCUUCCUCUUCAUCUCUGAGACGAGACUAUUUUUUUACUCAGCAACUGAGACUAAGUUGGUGGUUGACACAUCACGAGGCGAAAGACUACGUGUCAAUUUUGAUAUUACUUUUCCAGCUAUUGCUUGCUCACUUUUGAGUGUUGAUACAAUGGAUAUUAGCGGGGAGCAACACUGGGACAUAAGGCAUGACAUUCUAAAGAAAAGGUUGGACCAUCUUGGAAAUGUUAUUGGGUCAAGACAAGGUGGUGUUGGUGCCCCAAAGAUUGAGAGGCCUCUACAGAGACAUGGGGGGAGGCUUGAGCAUAACGAGACGUACUGUGGUUCCUGCUAUGGUGCUGAAACGUUGGAUGAUCAAUGCUGUAAUUCAUGUGAAGAAGUUCGUGAAGCAUAUAGAAAUAAAGGAUGGGGUUUGUCAAAUCCAGAAUUAAUCGACCAGUGCACGAGGGAGGGCUUAAUUGAAAAGAUUAAAGAGGAACAAGGGGAAGGAUGCAACAUCCAUGGGUUCUUGGAUGUUGGUAAAGUAGCUGGAAAUUUCCAUUUUGCCGCUGGAAAAAGCUUCCAUCAAUCAAAUGUCCAUGUGCAUGAUUUGUUGGCCUUUCAAGCAGAAAAUUACAAUAUUACUCACAAAAUAAACAAGCUGUCCUUCGGAAAGGAGUUCCCAGGUGCUGUAAAUCCUCUUGAUGGUGCGCACUGGACACAGCAAGCAUCAUCUGGGGCAUAUCAGUACUUUAUCAAGGUUGUCCCCACAAUUUACACUGACAUAAGGGGGCACAAAAUCCACUCCAACCAGUUCUCAGUGACAGAGCACUUCAGAGAUGGAAAUGUUUAUCCUAAGCCCGUUCCUGGCGUAUUCUUCUUUUAUGACUUCUCACCAAUUAAGGUGAUCUUCACGGAAGAAAACCGAUCCUUUCUUCACUAUCUGACUAACUUGUGUGCCAUUGUUGGAGGUGUCUUCACAGUUUCUGGAAUUAUCGAUGCGUUUAUAUACCAUGGACAGCGGGCGAUCAAGAAGAAGAUGGAGAUUGGAAAGUAUACAUAAUCGCUUUAAGAUCCGAAAACAUCCGAGUGUUUCAGAUUUCAGGGCUUCUUAUUGGAAGAAAUGAUCAACAGAGAAGAGGAUGCUGCUGCUGAAGCUGUACAUGAACAAUAUUCUGGUGGCCAAACAUUACUUUGUAACUUUAGAGUGCUAGUUUCUUUUAGCCCGAUAAAAUUUUGUGUUCAUAAGUGGUAUUUAUUGGUUAAUUGGAGAUACAAAAUUAUAUCUAAACACUGUUUAGCGAGGAUCAGAACUCUCUUCUUCUUUUUUUCCUUCUAUCUGAAUGUUUUAUUUUAAUGAAAACGCUGGAUUAAUGUCGAUAUGUUUAAUUGAUCA
Ananas comosus (pineapple) is the source of this 1714-nucleotide messenger RNA. Its product is annotated as endoplasmic reticulum-Golgi intermediate compartment protein 3-like. The coding region runs from base 227 to 1381 and encodes 384 amino acids. NCBI's taxonomy places the organism in Eukaryota, Viridiplantae, Streptophyta, Magnoliopsida, Poales, Bromeliaceae. The record is from RefSeq and is a predicted model, not a curated record. Gene Ontology annotation, cellular component: COPII-coated ER to Golgi transport vesicle; endoplasmic reticulum. The transcript has 13 exons.